Anolis carolinensis (green anole) is the source of this 7225-nucleotide messenger RNA. It is a transcript of the gene ano7, whose product is annotated as anoctamin 7. NCBI's taxonomy places the organism in Eukaryota, Metazoa, Chordata, Lepidosauria, Squamata, Anolidae. Gene Ontology annotation, molecular function: chloride channel activity; protein dimerization activity. Gene Ontology annotation, cellular component: plasma membrane. Gene Ontology annotation, biological process: calcium activated phospholipid scrambling; chloride transmembrane transport. The record is from RefSeq and is a predicted model, not a curated record. The coding region runs from base 1828 to 4620 and encodes 930 amino acids. The transcript has 25 exons.
UGUCACCAAAGGUGAUAAAUCCUGGAAAGAAACCACAAUAUAGAGGUAGGAAGAAGAAAUGCUUUAGUGAAGAGGACAGAUGUCUUGCAUUUUAACCCCUUCCUUAUUUGAAAGAACAUGUAGCCAUCCAGUAGUAACUGGGCUUCAACUAUUAUCAGUCAGAUUUGGAGCCACAGUGGCGUAAUGGGUUAAAUGCUUGUGCCGGCUGGACUACUGACCUAAAGAUUGAGUUGCUGACCUGAAUGUUUCUGGUUUGAAUCUGCGAGAUAGGGUGAGCCCCUGUCUGUCAGCUCUAACUUGCGGGGACAUGAGAAAAGCCUCCCAGCAAGAUGGUACUAUAUCUGGGUGUCCCCGGGUAAUGUCUCUGUAGACAGCUCAUUCUCUCACACCAGGAGUGACUUGCAGUAUGUUCUCAAGUUGCUUCUGACAUGAUAAAAAAGCAUUAGGACCCCAGGUCAAUGAUCAUAAAUGAUGGGGGCUGUAAUCUAACAAUAUCUAGAGCAGUGGUUCCUAACCUGUGGGCCAUGGUCCACUGGUGGGCCACAAGACCUAAAAUAAGGUCUGUGAAACAUACAGGAAAAAUCAGCUCUAGAUUAUUAAAUACGGUUUUUUGUGGCCGAGCAGAUGGCAACUACUGGAUGGCAUAUGUUCUGUAUCAGAAACUAGAGCUGAUGUGUGGUCUAUCCAAUGCAAUUUUCUGAAGCAGAACCCCAGAUAACCAAAUCUAAAGUUGACCAAAAACAAUUUGUAAUCCUUUUGGUACUAAUGUUGGAUAGUGGUCAAAGUGGUCCCCAGUCAAGUGCUCUCUGGUCAAAGUGGUCCCUGGUCAAAGUGGUCUGUGGUCCUGGGUCAAAAAAGGGUUGGGAACCACUGAUCAAGAGUAAGGGAGGACAACUUCCAGAAAUCUGAGGGCCAUCCAGACCUUCCAGUAUUGUCCUUCAGGCUAGUAAUUGCCCCUUUUUGAAAAAGUAGAUGUAAGCAGAAAUCACAUGAAGUUACAAAUUAUUCACCCAACCCAAAACAGCUUGGUAGGCCUAAAAUGGCAAAAUUAUACACCCCACCCCUAAACCCUCAGAAAGUAGGUACUGUUCAUAUGGGAGCUCAAACAACUUUUUGCCAUAUAAUCCUCCCCUCAUGUAGAGGAAGAUGAAAAUCCAUUAUCAUACAUAAUGGCUUGUCCAUUAUGUAUGAUAAUGACAGAGGCAAUAGCUUCCAUUAGUCAUCACCGCUAGUUCUUCAUUUGCUAUCACACCUGUCAAUAUUUGCAUUGUACUUGCAUCCUGCUAUUUCUCAUUCUACAAGUAUGUGCCAUACGCCAUAUGCCUUUAUUUGCUAGUUUAGCUAUCUCACUUACAAAACUACAUUCCUCUGGAAUUCUGCCUAGUAACUUGGAGUUGCUAUUUGUUAACACUCUAGGUAUCUGUUGUGGCUCCUGUAAAACAGCAAAACAAACUACAUAAUCACCAUAUGAAAUGUAUCUUUUGCUGUUGUGGAGGAAGGGAGAAAAUACACAGACUGAAUUGGAUCGGUGAAAUGGAACUGACAUCCAAUGGUGACUCAACAGAAGAAAAGAAAGCGUGGAUGCAAUAAUCCCAUCACGAUUACCAGGGAAACUUUGCUGCCUUUGUAAGCAGUGUGACUGGUUCGACGGGGAGCAGAUUGCCAGCGGUAGUACUAUUCGCAUUGGACGAGGAAGAGUGGUAGCCUGUGUCCCCCUGAGGAAAGGGGUGGAGUUCUCCUCUUGUGGUUUUCAUGCUUGGAUGUCUCAGUGCUAAGGUGCUGGAAACCUCCUGGACAUUCUGCCUGCCAGUGGCAUGAAAAGUAAAAAUGCAACGGAGGAAAAACAAGGAAGAUGACGGCUUGAUCACAAACGAGGAAGAUCUCAGAGAGUUUGAUUAUGGGAGCUUAAAGAAGAGUUCUGAGCAAAAGGAUUCCAUUUAUGGAACUGUAGUAUUUCCUGAGAAGCCAAUAAAGUUGUCUGGUUAUGAAAUCGUAGGUGAUGACUCUGAGCAGAAGACACAGUACUCCAAAAGAUCUGAGUAUUAUGCAGUGGACGACAGUCCAGGGGGGCUACCCAUGACCUCCCUUCAGAUCCCACAGUCGAAUAAAGAGAUACCAUUGGGCCAUGCUGGCAGGAGCAUUGUGAACUUCUUCAACGAUGAGAAAACGAGGAUAGACUUCAUCCUUGUAUGGGAAUCUGAUCACCAGACUUUGGAAGGAGAAAGUGAAGGAACUGAGACACCAAAAUCUAGACAACAGAAAUCCAUGGAGAUGCACAGGAUCUGGCGAGAGAUGUUUCUGAAUAAACUGCAGAUGGCAGGGCUCAAAAUGGAAAAGCAUGUAUCCCAAAAUACAAAGAAGUUAGUACACUUUAUAUUGCUAAGUGCACCCUGGAGCGUACUCUGCUAUUAUGCUGAAGACCUAAGGCUGAGGGUUCCUUUGCAGGUUGUGCCCAAUCAGGAAGUCAGUAACUGGUCCCACAGGAUUCUGAUGAAACUGGGUAUCCCUAACCUGCUUUAUGAUGAAGUUCCUGACUUUCCUGUGGAUUAUUAUACCUGUCAUUUUAUGGCAAAUAAGUUACACAGGUUUCUCGGGAGCAAUAACCAUGAGACAUUCUUCAGUAGCACACAACGGCACAGAAUACUUUAUGAGAUCCUGGCCACGACAUCGUAUGGUAACCCCAAAACAGGAGAGGUUGGAAUAGAAAGGCUCCUGAGUGAGGAAGUCUUCACAGCUGCAUUCCCAAUGCAUGAUGGUCCUUACAAGAUGCCAUCAGAAGAGAUGGUCCCCCCUCAGUUGACUCAGAGGCAGAUUCUCUUCCACUAUUGGGCCCAAUGGUGUAAAUGGAAGAAGUAUCAGCCUUUGGACCACAUCCGAAGGUACUUUGGGGAGAAGAUUGCUCUCUACUUUGCCUGGCUUGGUUUCUACACUGGGUGGCUUCUACCAGCAGCUGUUGUAGGAACACUAGUCUUCAUAAUAGGCAUCUUUAUGAUAUUUAAUGACAUCCCUACGCAGGAGAUCUGUACCAGUGGUGGUGACUAUCAGAUGUGUCCACUUUGCAAAGUCUGCCCUUACUGGAACCUUUCCACCGUUUGUCCAAUGUUUCAGGCUGGCCGUCUUUUUGAUCAUGGCGGGACAGUCUUCUUUAGCAUCUUCAUGUCUCUGUGGGCAGUUACGUUCCUUGAGUACUGGAAGCGAAUGAAUGCGACUCUGAAUUAUCGCUGGGACUGUUCAGACUUUGAAGAUAUUGAGGAACGUCCACGGCCACAGUUUACGGCCAUGGCCCCGAUGACAACAUUGAAUCCAAUUACUGGCGAGGAGGAACCUUAUUUCCCCAAGAAACAUCGUUUUAAAAGAAUCAUUGCUGGAUCAACAGUCAUCAUUAUGAUGAUUUCUAUUGUGGUGAUGUUUCUGAUUUCCAUCAUUCUUUACCGAGCCAUCAUUGCUGUAGUCGUGUCCAGAUCUGGAAAUUUCCUUGUUGUGGCUUCGGCUUCUCGUAUUGCUAGCCUCACUGGCUCAGUUGUGAACCUCAUCUUCAUUCUCAUCCUCUCCAAAAUCUAUAUUGCACUGGCACGUUUUCUUACCAGGUGGGAGAUGCACCGUACCCAGACCAUGUUUGAAGAUGCCUUCACCUUUAAAGUGUUUGUCUUUGAGUUUGUCAACUUCUACUCCUCUCCUAUCUACAUUGCCUUCUUUAAAGGCAGGUUUGUAGGCUAUCCUGGUCACUACACAAAACUUCUGGGCAUCCGCAAUGAGGAUUGUGGUCCAGGUGGCUGUCUCAUUGAACUUGCCCAGGAGCUGCUGGUCAUCAUGGUGGGAAAGCAAGUAAUUAACAAUGUGCAGGAGAUCGUCAUACCGAAGUUGAAAACAUGGUGGCAUAAGCGAGACCAACUCUCUCAAAGGAAUAAAAAGGGUCAAGAACAUCUCAUCCAGCAGCUUUGGGAGAGUGAUUAUGAGCUGCUGCCCUAUGAAGGGCUCUUUAAUGAAUACUUGGAAAUGGUCCUGCAGUUUGGCUUUAUUACUAUCUUUGUGGCGGCCUGUCCCCUGGCACCUCUUUUUGCCUUGCUUAACAAUUGGGUGGAGAUUCGCUUGGAUGCCCAGAAGUUUGUUUGUGAAUACCGGCGCCCCGUGGCAGAGCGAGCCCAAGGCAUUGGCAUCUGGUUCAAUAUUCUGGGGGUCAUCACACACUUGGCAGUCAUUAGCAAUGCCUUCUUGAUUGCCUUCACAUCUGAUUUUCUCCCUCGGCUAUAUUACCAAUACACCCGUGACAGCAAUUUAGAGGGCUACAUUGAUUUCACCCUGGCCUAUGCUCCUAAAUCUUACGUUAAAGAGCACAAUGUUACAUGCAGGUACCGAGCCUUUCGAGAACAAAGUGGCAGAUAUUCACUUGCUUACUGGAAUCUACUGGCAAUUCGUCUUGGUUUUAUCAUUGUAUUUGAGCAUGUGGUUUUCUUCAUUGCACACAUGAUCGACAUGAUGGUGCCUGACAUCCCGGAAGUGGUGGAAAUAAAAGUGAAGCGAGAGCACUAUCUAGCUAAACAAGCUCUGGCUGAAAAUAAGGCCCUCAUUGAGGUGAUAGAUGUGAGAAAUCCAACCCCUCCGGUGGAAAAAGUACCAUAGUGGCAGAUCCAAGGACCAAGCAAAACGACUACAUUUUCUCCAGGCCAAUGGAUGAAGUUUUUGGAGAAGCAAACUUCAGAGGCAGAAGAAAAAUCAGACUGGCCCUGCUUGUACAAUAGUGUCAGUUUCUCCAGUCUGAUGUGCUCUAUUUGCCAUAUUGUAGAAUUCUAUUUAAAACAUUUUAGGACUUUGGGAAUUUCACCUGUCAACAUAGCUGCUGAAGUCUUUGUGAAGAAAAGUUGUGUGGUAGUGAAAGUAUGAAACCGAUCAUAAGAAAAGAUUAAACCAACCAGCCUAGCAGUCAACUUUUCAGUUGCCCCACUCUUUCACUACCAUCAAAUGAAGAGGUUCUUCCACAGCUAUUUAUAAAAACAUUGAAGUUAGCAAGAAAUAUAGAUGAGGAGUGUAUCUUUCUCCUAUUUAUUGUGAUGGAAGAGAAUCCUGUGAAACAGUGAGCAAGAUUUCUUCCUAAGAGUAAGUAUCUUUGAGAGUAGCAAAGAGAAUUAUUACCACAACCCUGCCAUUUGGAGCUGAACUAAGAGCAGCUGUGUAGUCUGCUUAACAUGUACGGACAAUCUUAAUAGGGAUUACUGACUCGGAAGAGGGCAAUGGUGAAACGACUCAUAUUCAGCCGCAUGAGCUGUUCUUCUCUUCCCCCUACAAAUACAGUGCAGGACUGUAAUUAUGUUUAGUGCAUCCAUUUGGAUUUGCUUGCAAUGGAAGCUACAAAUCUCAGUAAUGUGGUGCAUGUGCCGAAAUCAUGCCUGAAGAGUACCCUCUCAACAUAAAUAGACAGGGCCUGUCAAUCAUUAAAUUUGACUACCAUUUGGAAAAACUUAGAAACAUCAGCAUCAACAGAUCAAUUUCAGAAAAGCUGGUAGGAAUCCCGAAGCAGAUUGACUUUAAAAAAUAAUAAAGCACACAGAAAAUAAAGGCUAACCACUCAAAGCUGUUUCAGGUUUUAUUUUUUAGAAUUUAUAAAAUUCCAGUGUCAUCCAUACUCAUGAGCCUUUAUACAUCUUUUGCAUAUAAUCUCCAAAUUCCAAAGUUAAGGCCAAGGGAUCAUUGCCAUGGAAACAUAAUAUGGAAGACAUUAAAAGGACAUGGAGCACACCUCCACAGAGCAUCUGCUGCACACGAUGGGGAACAGAGGGGCAGGGAAUACUCUCAACAGUUUGAACAAAUGGCAGGGUUCGAGCCAUGCUCAACGGCAGUUCAAGCCUAAAACACAUGUGCAAGUGAUGUGUGACAUUUGGACACCAGGUACCGCUGGCAAGACAUUGCACACUACUACCCUGUUUCAUUCUGCUCAGGUGGCGAUAGGGCUCAUCUUGGCCCUACAUCGAAUUACCCUAGAGAAAUGAUUUCUCCCCCCUUACUCAGACUCACUUGAAAUGAGAAUUUUUCUUUUACUUCUGGUCAGGCAAGUGAGCAGUCUUGAAAGACAAGAGCUUUGCAGACCUUUCCCCAGUGCGCACUGGGGCAUAAAUGACCCUGGGGCUAGGAUGCUAGCUAAUGGCUCAGAAAAGCUCUUGGGAGGGGAAGAGGGAGCAGACAGAGCAGAGUUGGCACCAGAGCCAGCACCACCACCAGCACCUUCGGCAGAAAAGAUAGAUAACCAUGUAAUGGCUGGAAGAGCAGCUUUAAAAUACAAGGAACCUUGUAUUGGUUUUAUGGCAGCAGCUAGAAAGCAGCAACUACUGCUGCCAGGACAACAGGACAGGACACUUGCUGCUACACUACAAGAAGGCUUUUACAGAAUGUAGUAAAUCACGAGCUGAGGAACCUUCAACCUGCCAGAUAUUUUGGAUUAUAACUCCCUUUGUUUUUGUUUUGUUUUAUCAUGGAUCAUGCUGGUUUGAGUUUUUGAGAGCUGAAAAUUCAAAACAUCAGGAGGACCAAAGGCUCAUCACCCCUGAACCAAGUCUUCUCUCCUCCCCUCAGGAGAGGCUUCAUUUUUAAGACUGAACUGCAAUCGGCUUCUUCCACUUAAGUGAGAGCCACUCCUUACCUGCCACCCUCCAAGGCCUAACAUUAGUCACAGGUCAAAUCAUGUGGCAGCAAUUAAGACCAUCUUUGUUGGAAGGGAUAUUUGAUACCCUAGAUCCUGUCUGAAGCCACACAUACAUCCCUCUUCUGCGAGAGGAACCAUAUUCAUGAUAACAGGAAGCAAGAGGGGCUGUCUGGAGAAGCAGGCCACUGUCAUACUGGCUUGAGGUAGAAAGAAGGCAAUAGUAAAAAGCAAAAGAUACACCCGAACCCUGGUACUUAAAUGCCAUCACAACCAAGCUGAGGAGGGCGCAGGGCCCCUUCUUAACACUAAGCGAAUCACCACCAUCUUCUGCAGCUACCAUGGCACUUUUUGUUGAACCAAGUUCUGUGAGACCCCAUAAUACUGUCAGCUUUCUGGCUGAGCUCAGCCACACUACUGUUGGGAAGGAAGAACAGAAAAAAGUGAUGCGGGAGAACACUGGUGAUGAGCUCCAAUUCAACACUCAUGCUGAUGAGGGAAGGAUUGUGGUACGCUCAACGCUGCAGACUAGCACAGCCAGGGCUCUGUCAGUGCUUUUGGGGGCCUCCAACUACUGGGCUAAACCUCCCUCUC